AUGGAAUCUUAUACAAGGCUUAUCAAGUUGCAUCAAACAGAUCAAUUUGGCUUUAUUCGUUUACUAGAGCCUUUUCAAGAGGCUCAGAGAAUAGAGGAGUACAGAAGAAGAAUUGGAUUGCAACAUGCUUUUGUGAAUUGUAAAAAUAAGAUUUGGGCCUUUGUAGAUGAUAUGUUUGAAGUAACAAUUGUGUUUGAUCAUCCACAACUACUAACAUUAAACCUAAAGGUGCAUGGACAGGUAGAAGAGAUGUUGAUUUCAAUAGUGUAUGCAAAAUGCAAUCAAUCAGAUAGAAUGGAUUUAUGGGAGACUUUGGAAAAUAAGGCUAUAACAAAUCAAAGGCCAUGGUUGAUUGGUGGGGACUUUAAUGUCAUCACUUCUGAAGAGGAAAAGUAUGGUGGAUUACCAGUAACUAAUGGGCAAAGUGGAAAUGACUGCAUUUUUAAAAGGUUGGAUAGAUGCUUGGGUAACCAAGCUCUGCAAAAUAAGUAUGCUGGACUGGAAGUGACUCUUCUGAUCAGAUCAGGAUUAGACCAUGCCCCUUUACUAAUCACUUAUACUGGAGAAGUUGAAAGUUUCAAAAGAUCUUUCAAAUUUCUUAACUUCUGGGCAAAACAAGAAACCUUUGUGGACACUGUUAAACAACAUUGGCAGGCUGACUUCAUGGCAAACCCAUUCAAUUUGUUUCAUCACAAGUUAAAUAAUGUGAAAAAUGCAUUGGCCAAUUGGAGCAAGGCUACCUUUGGGAACAUCUUCCUGGAGAUUGAGACUUUAGAAGAGGUGAUUAAGAUGAUUUAUGGAGAUCAAAAUACUUGUUUGGGAGAGAUCCCAUCAGAAGAGGAAGUUAAAAGUGUGGUUUUUAGCCUUAAUGGGGAAAGUGCUUCAGGACCAGAUGGUUUCACUUUAUCAGUUUUGCUGGGAGAUUAUCAAAGAAGACAUCUGCAAUAUGAUAUGAGACCAAUUAGUUUGAGUAACUUUAGUAACAAAAAAUUUUCAAGACUAAUUCAUGAAAGAUUGGUAAGAAGUUUGACUCAUAUAGUUUCUCUUAAUCAGGCUGGUUUUGUAAAAGGGAGAAGCAUAGUGGAGAAUGUUGUCCUUACUCAAGAGAUUGUUUCAGACAUUAGGCUUAGAACUAAAUCUGCUAAUGUUAUCAUGAAACUGGAUAUGGCAAAGGCUUAUGAUCGGGUUUCAUGGAUUUUUCUAAUGAAGGUUCUAAUAAAGAUUGAUUUUUCAGAGUUGGUGAUAGACAUGAUUUUCAGACUGAUCAGUAGCAAUUGGUAUUCAGUAUUGGUUAAUGGACAACAAUGUGGUUUCUUUCAGUCAUCUAAGGGAGUUAAGCAAGGAGACCCUCUAUCUCCUACUUUGUUUAUACUGACUGCAGAUGUUCUAUCAAGGAAUCUCAAUGCCUUAAGCUCAAUCCCUCAAUUUAAAGGAUAUGGAAUGCCUAAGUGGAGUCCGAAGGUGAAUCAUUUAUCAUAUGCCGAUGAUAUGAUAAUUUUUUCAUCAGCAGAUGUAUUCUCUUUGCAUCUUAUCAUGGAAGUAUUGAAAAAAUAUGAGAAAACAUCAGGACAGAAGAUUAACAGGGACAAAAGUGAUGUAUACAUGCAUAAAAAUAUGCCUGGGGAUGUGAGCAUUACUGUUGAAAUUGUCACAGUUAACCCUCCUAUAUGUGUUAUCAGGCAAAUACAUAAAAUGUCUGCCCAGGUUUUUUGGAGUAACACAGUAGGGGGUAAAAGCAGACAUUGGGCUUCUUGGAACCUUUUGUGUCUACCUAUAAUGGAAGGAGGGAUGGGUUUCAGAUCACUACAUGAUGUUUCUAUUGCCUUGUUUUCUAAGUUGUGGUGGAAUUUCAGGACUAAGCCUUCUUUAUGGAGUGCUUUCAUGGCAAACAAGUAUUGUAGAAAAGAAAAUCCUGUAUCUGUGCAGUGGAAACAAGGAUCUCAAACUUGGAACAACAUGAUACAAGCAAGAUAA
Messenger RNA from Lycium barbarum (goji berry), 1974 nucleotides. RefSeq lists its product as uncharacterized. The record is from RefSeq and is a predicted model, not a curated record. Bases 1 to 1974 code for a protein of 657 amino acids. Lineage: Eukaryota; Viridiplantae; Streptophyta; Magnoliopsida; Solanales; Solanaceae. The transcript has 5 exons.